Molecule: messenger RNA, 4998 nt
Organism: Phymastichus coffea
Lineage: Eukaryota; Metazoa; Arthropoda; Insecta; Hymenoptera; Eulophidae
Gene: Uggt
Product: UDP-glucose:glycoprotein glucosyltransferase
Exons: 23
Coding region: 146-4693 (1515 amino acids)
Cellular component (GO): endoplasmic reticulum
Molecular function (GO): UDP-glucose:glycoprotein glucosyltransferase activity
Source: RefSeq, a predicted model, not a curated record
GCGAACGGUGACAAACGUCACAAUUUGUUUGCCGACUGUUGUUGCAAGCGGCACGUGCACUGCAUGGAUUGGUCCAAGCGGUUAACUUGUAAUUAUAAUUAAAAGUAAAAGGUUUUGUUUUUACUAACGCAAAUAAAUUUGAAAGAUGUGGAUUUACAUACUAUUGUACCCUUUGCUCUUCAAUAUUGGCCCAAUUGUGGCCAAUAAAAAAGUUAAUAAAUUUGUUACAACACUAAUAGAUGCUAAAUGGCAAGACACACCAUUGGUUCUAGAAGUUGCAGAAUAUUUGAAUGAUGAAAAUCCUAAUUAUUUUUGGAGAUUCGUUGAUGAAGUGUGUAGUCGAUCAUCUGAUUUUGAAAGGAUAGAUAGCACAAAAGAUCAUUAUGAUUUGGUAAUAUCUAUAGCAGAAAAAUUUUUAAGUACAGCUGAAAUAGGCGUCUUAAAGUUAGGAAUGUCGUUGAGAAUUCAUUCUGCUAGAGUAGAGAUGUUUUCUCAAAUGGCUGAAAAUAAACGUCCUGCUGGUCUAGAAUGCAGUAAUUUUGUUGAUGUUGGCGGAAAAUUUACUUGUGAUGUUGAAGAAAUAUCAAAACUUUUGAAUCAAGAUGAUUUCAAACCUAUAGAUACUUCUAGUGUGGAUCAUUUUUAUCUAGGAAAACAAUUGUCUGAAAAAACUUUAGUCUUGUAUGGACAAAUGGGAACAAAAGAAUUUUCAGAUCUGCAUGAAAAAUUAAAAUCUAUAGUUGAAUCAACUAAAGUUAACUAUAUUCUUCGUCAUUAUGUCAAGGAGAGACCUGACAGGAAGUUAAGACUCUCCGGUUAUGGUGUUGAAUUACAAAUGAAAUCUACAGAAUAUAAAGCCACAGAUGAUUCUGAUAUAAAAGAUAAUCAAGAAAAAACUGAAGAAGAUGAAGAUGAUGAAUCAAAUGAAAUUGAGGGAAUUAAUUUUGCAAAUUUAAAGAAGUUAUUUCCAGAUGAUAAUAAAAAAUUAGAUAAACUCCAAACUUAUCUUUUGGAGAACAGCCACGAAAUAGGAGCUCUUAAAGUUUGGCAAUUUCAAGAAUUAAGUCAUCAAGCAGCAGAAAGAAUAAUGAACUCUCCACCUACCGAAGCUAUUAAUGUACUCACUGACAUUUCACAAAACUUUCCAAUGCAGGCAAAGUCAUUAAUAAAGACAAGAGUUAGCACUGAAAUGAAAAAAGAAAUGAAACGCAAUCAAGAAAUGUUUUCUGUUAGUCUGAACAUUCAGCCUUCAGAAACUGCUCUAUUCAUCAAUGGGUUAUAUUUUGACUUGGAAGUUAUUGAUGUGUUGACACUUUUAGAAUCUUUACGUUCGGAACUUCGAGUUAUGGAAUCACUUCAUAGAAUAGGAUUUAGCAGCCAUAAAAUGAGUAAACUCUUAGCAUUAGAUUUAUCGAAUCGAGUGAACAAUCAAGAUUUUGCCAUUGAUAUUCGUGAUUCUGCUAUCAUUUGGAUAAAUGAUAUUGAAAAUGAUUUUCGUUACAGUCGUUGGUCUCCAUCUUUAACAGAACUUUUGCGUCCAACAUUUCCCGGUAUGCUUCGAAAUAUACGCCGAAAUCUAUAUAAUCUUGUUCUUAUAAUAGACCCAUUGAGUGAAGAGUCGGCGCCAUUGGUUGCUUUAGCUGAAUCUUUAUAUGCUCACACCGCACCGUUAAGGAUAGGCUUUGUAUUUCAUACUAAUUUUAAUACAGCUGCAAUAGGAGCCACAGAUCCAAGUGUUGCAAUCAACAACGCUUAUCAUUAUUUGACGGAAAGUAAAAGUUUCAAAGAUGCUACUAAAUUUUUGUCCAGUUUAUAUGAAAACAUUGGUUCAAACGGAAUAGAAAUAAGCGACGUUAAAAAAUCUUUGAAAUCAGUUGAUCCAAAAGCUGACAUAAGCUACAUUUUCGGAGAAGAAUCAGAAUAUGACGUUGGUCGCCAUUUGGCCAGCGAUUUUAUUAGAAGAACUGGCUUCAAAAAAUUCCCUCAGGCUCUUUUGAAUGGGAUUCCACUUCCAUCUGAUCAAUUAUAUGCUGAUUCUUUUGAAGAAGCAGUAUUAUCAACCAUCAUAAUGCAAACACCUAUGAUUCAAAAAGCUGUUUACAGAGGUGAAAUCACAGAAGGAGAUGAUGUUCUUGAUUUUCUUAUGAAUCAACCUAAUGUAAUGCCAAGACUAAAUGAGCGCGUACUCAAAGGAGAAAAAGACGUCUGGCUCAACUUAAUAGGCUCAGUACCUAAUGAUGUGGAUUAUAAAAAAUGGAGUUUUCAAGACAUGUCAACAUGGCUAAUAGAAAAUACACGAUAUGUGUACAUUCCUCGAAAAACCAUAAUUAAUCACUUAUAUACCGUGUGGAUAGUAACUGACUUAGAUCUUAAGACUGGGAGAAAAUUACUCUCGGAAGCACUAGAUUAUUUGGAAUCAAAUCCUGAUGCGAGAGUUUCAAUCAUUGUUAACAACAACAAUAAUAAUGAACAGGAAUCAACUAUUAAUAAAAUUGCUCUUGCCGCUAUUAGUGCUUUGUCAGUGGAAAAAUCUUAUGAAUAUAUUCGUAAUUUAGUCAAAGAUGAUACUUACAAACUGAUUAAAAAUAAGGAAUUUGUAAUUCAGGAAGAAGCAAUUAAGGAACAACUGGAAAAACAAAAUCUUAGAUUAAAAAUUCACAAGCAUUACUGCGAACAUUUUUUGAAUAUGGAUGUUGACGAAAGAGCAGCAAUAUUCAAUGGUCGCGUUAUUGGGCCAUUCGAUGAAAAUGAAGAAUUUACCAGUGAUGAUUUUGCUCUUUUAGAAAGACAUAGUCAAAGUACCUAUGGUGAUAAAUUGUUUGAAUAUUUAUUAAAAAAUCAAGAAACUGAUGAUAAUGACUAUGAAAAAAAUAAUAUUUCGGAUGAUAUGAUUAUGAAAAUCACAUCACUUCUUGUACCAAGACCGUACACAAGAAAUCGAUUUGAUGUACCUUUCUAUGGUGAUGAAUACAGUUCCGUAAAGAUUCCUGCCUCAAAUUCAGAUGCAGUAGCAUUCAAUUUGAUUGCUAUAGUUGAUCCAGUUUCUCGUGGAGCUCAAAAAUUAGGACCAAUAUUAAAUGUUCUUCGUCAAUCUUUGAAUUGCAAUAUAAAAGUAUUUCUGAAUUGCGUGGAAAAGAAUAGUGAUAUGCCUCUCAAAAGUUUUUAUAGGUUUGUUCUUGAGUCUGAAUUACAGUUUACUAAUAAUGGAGAUAUAGCAGGAGCAACUGCUAAAUUUACAAAAUUACCCACUUCAUCACUUUUAACACAAAAUAUUCAUGUUCCUGAAAAUUGGUUGGUAGAAGUUGUUAGGAGUGUUUAUGAUUUAGAUAACAUCAAAUUAGAUAAUGUUGCUAUAGGAGUCCAUAGUGAAUUUGAAUUGGAAUAUCUAUUACUCGAAGGGCACUGUUUUGAAGUUAUUGCUGGUAACCCACCAAGAGGCUUACAGAUUACAUUAGGAAAUGAAAAACAACCUGUAAUGGUAGAUACGAUUGUCAUGGCAAAUUUAGGCUAUUUCCAACUAAAAGCAAAUCCAGGAGAAUGGUUACUUAAACUUCGUCAAGGGCGGUCAUCUGAAAUUUACGAUAUUACAAGUAUCGAAGGCUCAGAUAUAAUUCAUACAAAGGAUGAUGUUAGAGUCUUAAUUAGUUCCUUGCGAAGUAAUGUUCUCAAAUUGAAAGUUACGAAAAAACAAGAUAAAGCCGGCGUUGAUUUAUUAGCUGAUGAUGAUAAAGGUUCAGGAAUAUGGGAUUCUAUUUCAAGGACUUUUACGAAUUCUGAAGAAAGCGAUGAACAGGAUCAAAAAAUUAAUAUAUUUUCUUUAGCUUCUGGACAUCUGUACGAAAGAUUUUUAAAAAUAAUGAUGCUCAGUGUCAUCAAGCAUACAACGUCGCCAGUAAAGUUCUGGUUUUUAAAAAAUUAUUUAUCUCCAACUCUAAAAGACUUUCUACCACAUAUGGCUAAAGAGUACGGCUUUGAAUACGAACUCGUUCAGUACAAGUGGCCACGAUGGUUACAUCAACAAACCGAGAAACAAAGAACUAUCUGGGGAUAUAAAAUUUUAUUCCUUGACGUUUUGUUCCCACUCGACGUCAAAAAAAUUAUAUUUGUUGACGCUGAUCAAGUUGUACGAGCUGAUUUGAAAGAGUUGGCUACAAUGGAUCUUGGUGGUGCCCCAUAUGCUUACACUCCAUUCUGUGAUAGUAGAAGAGAAAUGGAUGGUUUCAGAUUUUGGAAACAAGGAUAUUGGAGGAACCACCUGCAGGGUCGUUCGUAUCAUAUUAGUGCUUUAUAUGUUGUUGAUCUCAAACGAUUCCGACGCAUUGCCGCAGGAGAUAGAUUAAGAGGUCAAUAUCAAGCUUUAAGUCAAGAUCCUAAUAGUUUAUCUAAUUUGGAUCAGGAUUUGCCUAAUAAUAUGAUUCAUCAAGUUUCUAUCAAAACAUUACCUCAAGAGUGGCUUUGGUGCGAAACUUGGUGUGACGAUAGUUCUAAAAAAUAUGCCAAAACUAUUGAUCUGUGUAACAACCCAAUGACUAAAGAAGCCAAGCUGCAGGCGGCAAUGCGUAUUUUGCCAGAAUGGGUUGGAUAUGACGAAGAAAUCAAAGCAUUGCAAAUGAAAAUAGAAAAUGAACAUAGACAAGUUGAAAAAGAAGAAGAACCUGCCAUAGACGAUUCUACAAAACAUCAAGAAUUGUAAUUUCAUUGAUUUCCAAGAAAUCGUAACUUUUUCACGGGAUUGUGUACAAAGAUAGAUUUUUAGUGUGUCCCAUCAAUUUCACUAGUAAAUUUAGUAUACAGCUUCGUGAACUUGUGAAUUUAUACAUUAACAAUGUCAAUACUCGUUGUAAAGUUAUUUUCUAUAGAUUGAUAAAAUUCUGUAUCUAACACUUUUGUCAAAAUUGUAAUAAAAUUGUGAUUACGCAAGAGGAUAUUGCGAUUCCUACUUUUUUGUACAGUACUAAAAGUGUUCAACAUUAAUUUAAUAAUAAAAAACACGAAAUA